Penicillium riverlandense is the source of this 1410-nucleotide messenger RNA. RefSeq names its product Zn(II)2Cys6 transcription factor. Gene Ontology annotation, biological process: regulation of DNA-templated transcription. The record is from RefSeq and is a predicted model, not a curated record. NCBI's taxonomy places the organism in Eukaryota, Fungi, Ascomycota, Eurotiomycetes, Eurotiales, Aspergillaceae. Gene Ontology annotation, molecular function: DNA-binding transcription factor activity, RNA polymerase II-specific; zinc ion binding. The transcript has 3 exons. The coding region runs from base 1 to 1410 and encodes 469 amino acids.
AUGCCAGGUGUACCCUCGGGGCGGGCAUGCGAUGGGUGUCGCAAGACAAAGAAAAAGUGCGAUGAAAAGCAACCGGCGUGUUCGCGAUGUAUCCGCCUGAAGAUACCCUGUGUGGGGUCAGGCCAAAGAAGAUACAAAUUCAAGGAAGGGAAUCGAUUUCCGAAAUCCCCGAAGAGCGACGACGGGAUUGUGGAGCGCAGAACGUUGGCAAUGAACCAGGUCCAAUUUUUUGCUGCUACCCCUUCGCCAACGCCCAGCAACGAAUUGAACAAAUUGUCUAUUGCCUUCAUACACACCAUUAAAAGAACCACUGAUCUAAGAUAUAACCUCUGGUGGGCAUUUGGCAUGUUCCUCGAAGAUAUCCCUCAACGUCUCGGUUCCAAUGAAGCACUAGACCACUCUGUCGACGCAUUGACCAGCGCACACGCAAGUUUUUCUAUUGACCGCGUCCCCUCAGUGGACGCGCUGGCGAAAUAUUGUCGCGCUUUAAGAUCACUUCGUUCUUGUCUUGACGAUCCUGUCACGGCGCAGUCUCCUAGCACGCUUGGCGCGAUCAUGGUCUUGAUAUCCUGUCAGGGCUUCAUCGGCGGCGGACUUAGAGGUUCCUUCACCGGUCAUGCCGAAGGCGCCACGCGCAUUCUCAAAGCUCGAAAGUACUUCAUGCCCCGUGAUGAAUUUGAGCGCAAGGUGUUUUUGUCUUUGCGUGGUACUGUGCUAUUCGAGGGUCUACUAAACCCGAAAAUAUCCCUGAGCCCCGAAGAAUGGGACGAUUUGGUUGCCAGUGAAUUAGACCAAGAAACUCCCGAAGGCAAGAUUCUUCAAUAUCUGUCGCGGGCGCCAGGUAUAAUGCGACGAGGGAAGGAGGCAUUGCGCUUAGGCCACGACAUCACAGACAUUCGAAACGAGACACGAUCAAUCUACGAGGCAUGCAAAAGCAUCCUGGACAAAUUAAAAGCCAGAGACGCAGCUGGUACACUUCCCGGGGUUGGCCCAACGUCACCAGCUAUAGCUACAAUACUACACGCCCACGUUCAACGUACCUACGGCAUAGGUCUUGCUAUCACCUUCUUUUUUAAUUGCAUGCUGAGUGCAUUAGAUCCAAACGACAUACUCCUUGCGUCUGAAGCGACAGAUUUUGCUCAAGAAGUUGUCUCUCUGGCCUAUCGUUCUGCAGUUUAUCGGCCGAUAGGCGCUGGCUACAUUGUCAUUGUGCUUCAUAUUGCGUUGGCAGGAACCACUAAUCCCCAAAUGCAGGAAUAUCUGAAAUAUGCUAUGGAUGAGUAUCAAAAGGACAGGAUCUUUGGAACUGAGACCCUUAGUGGACAGGAUGUGCUGCAAAACACUGCUCGGUAUAUGCGGUUUGGUAUGGCUCCUCUAGCAGACACUAUAGCAGAUACGAUAGACGCCUAG